AAUCACAUAGCAGGAACAGUGGAAGGGAUUUGCGAGAGGGAAUCCUCGCCAUGGCUCAUGAACUGGAUGUCUUUGUUGGCAACACCACCCUGAUAGAUGAGGAGGUCUAUCAACUCUGGUUGGAUGGAUAUUCAGUGAGUGACGCUGUGAACAUAAGGCUGAAAAGUGGCAUUCUGGAGCAGACCGGAGCAGAAGCGGACGUCUUGCAGAGUGACACCAUGGAUCACUACCGUACAUUCCAGAUGAUCGAGAGACUCCUUCAUUACCCGCCAAAACUUGUGCAGCAGCUGCUCUUCCAGAUACCUCCUUACAAACAGAGCAUGCUGAUUGAGAGGUAUUAUGCGUUCGAUGAAGCUUUUGUCCGUGAAGUUCUGGGGAAAAAACUUUCUAAAGGUACUAAGAAAGAUCUGGAUGACAUAAGCGCAAAGACCGGGGUAACAUUAAAAAGCUGCAGGAGGCAGUUUGACAACUUCAAGCGUGUGUUCAAGGUAGUAGAGGAGAUGAGGGGGGCUCUUGUGGAGAACAUUCAGCAGAAUUUCUUGCUGUCAGACAAGCUUGCCAGGGAUUACGCUGCCAUUGUUUUUUUUGCUAACAGUCGCUUUGAGACAGGGAAGCGUAAGCUGCAAUACUUGACGUUCGAAGACUUCGCCACUUGUGCUGAGCAGUUAAUUCAGAACUGGACGCUGGGAGCCGUAGAUGUCGCUGAUGACAUGGAUAUGGAUUUAGAUAAGGAAUUUCUCCAGGAUUUAAAAGAUCUGAAGAUCCUGAUUACGGACAAAGACCUCCUGGACCAGCACAAAAGCUUGGUGUGUACAUCUCUAAGAGGGAAAAUCGGUGUCUUUAAUGAAAUGGAGUCAAACUUCAAGACGCUGUCUCGGGCUGUUGUGAAUAUUGGGACCAGUCUCACUCACAACAAAGAUGUCAGAGAUUUCUUUAUUGACCUUGUGGAAAAGUUUAUAGAGCCCUGUAAGGCUGCUGGCUGGUCAUUUUCAGACGUUCAGCUUUUCCUUACUCAGUAUACAGCGUCUGCUCGGGCUCUUGAUGCCUUCAAGCAACAAUCUCUGUGGGAGCGAUACAUGGGUACCCUACGAAGCUGUCUUCUGAAAAUGUACCACAACUAACUUUAGACUUUGCCUUGUAGCCAUGAAUGUUAUUAUCUGGCUCUAAUCACUACCGUGUCUAAAAGGUGUCGGGGGAACUAACACCAUUCACACCAGUGUUCUGCCCUCUGCAUGCAUAUAAAGUCUGUUAAAUCUUGAUUGCCAACAUUUUGUGUAUAUAUGUAUAUAGAUUUGUCUUUUUAAUUAAAAUGGUUAAACUA
This is a messenger RNA of Spea bombifrons (plains spadefoot toad), 1321 nucleotides long. It is a transcript of the gene FIBP, whose product is annotated as FGF1 intracellular binding protein. Gene Ontology annotation, cellular component: nucleus. NCBI's taxonomy places the organism in Eukaryota, Metazoa, Chordata, Amphibia, Anura, Pelobatidae. The record is from RefSeq and is a predicted model, not a curated record. Gene Ontology annotation, biological process: platelet aggregation. The transcript has 11 exons. Gene Ontology annotation, molecular function: fibroblast growth factor binding. The coding region runs from base 51 to 1121 and encodes 356 amino acids.